Laccaria bicolor S238N-H82 is the source of this 342-nucleotide messenger RNA. RefSeq lists its product as uncharacterized. Gene Ontology annotation, molecular function: RNA binding. The transcript has 5 exons. Lineage: Eukaryota; Fungi; Basidiomycota; Agaricomycetes; Agaricales; Hydnangiaceae. The record is from RefSeq and is a predicted model, not a curated record. Gene Ontology annotation, biological process: mRNA splicing, via spliceosome. Gene Ontology annotation, cellular component: Lsm1-7-Pat1 complex; U6 snRNP; U4/U6 x U5 tri-snRNP complex. Bases 21 to 281 code for a protein of 86 amino acids.
AGACCACUCACAAUAUUGCCAUGGCCUCUCAAAUUUUGCCCUUAGAACUAAUUGAUAGAUGUAUUGGCUCACGUAUAUGGGUCAUCAUGAAGAGCGAUCGCGAAUUCACUGGCAAACUCUUGGGUUUCGAUGACUUCGUCAAUAUGGUUCUCGAAGACGUCACAGAAUACGAAACAACCCCUCAGGGGAAGAAGACAACGCAACUAGCGCAGACGCUUCUCAACGGAAAUAACAUAUGCAUGCUCAUACCUGGUAGCGUAGGACCUGACGAGGAAGGCUAAACUGGUCUUACUUGUAGCGUUACAUUUCUUGCAAUAAUGACAAGAUUCGGGGUGUUUCCCA